AUGAGCUUGAUUCACCCUGACACAGCGAAAUAUCCUUUUAAAUUUGAGCCUUUCCUCAGGCAAGAGUACUCGUUUUCACUCGAUCCUGAUAGACCUAUAUGUGAAUUCUACAAUUCUAGAGAAGGCCCCAAAUCAUGUCCGAGGGGGCCCUUAUGCCCAAAGAAGCAUGUACUACCAAUAUUUCAGAAUAAAAUUGUUUGUAGACAUUGGCUUCGGGGAUUGUGCAAAAAGAAUGACCAAUGUGAAUACUUACAUGAAUAUAAUCUUCGAAAAAUGCCAGAGUGUGUCUUCUUCAGCAAAAAUGGGUACUGUACACAAAGUCCGGAUUGUCAAUAUCUACACAUAGAUCCAGCUAGCAAGAUACCAAAAUGUGAAAAUUACGAAAUGGGAUUCUGUCCUCUGGGGAAUACUUGCCCCAGACGGCAUAUUAAAAAAGUUUUCUGCCAAAGGUAUAUGACCGGAUUUUGUCCUUUAGGAAAAGAUGAGUGUGAUAUGGAACACCCACAGUUUAUAAUCCCAGAUGAAGGUAGUAAAUUAAGAAUUAAGAAAGAUGACGAGAUAAAUACCAGGAAAAUGGACGAAGAAAAGGAGAGGCGUUUAAAUGCAAUUAUAAACGGCGAAGUUUGA
Molecule: messenger RNA, 627 nt
Organism: Saccharomyces paradoxus
Lineage: Eukaryota; Fungi; Ascomycota; Saccharomycetes; Saccharomycetales; Saccharomycetaceae
Gene: YTH1
Product: cleavage polyadenylation factor RNA-binding subunit YTH1
Exons: 1
Coding region: 1-627 (208 amino acids)
Molecular function (GO): RNA binding; metal ion binding
Source: RefSeq, a predicted model, not a curated record